This is a messenger RNA of Dromiciops gliroides (monito del monte), 2982 nucleotides long. It is a transcript of the gene C2H10orf105, whose product is annotated as chromosome 2 C10orf105 homolog. The record is from RefSeq and is a predicted model, not a curated record. The coding region runs from base 834 to 1265 and encodes 143 amino acids. The transcript has 3 exons. Lineage: Eukaryota; Metazoa; Chordata; Mammalia; Microbiotheria; Microbiotheriidae.
CUCCCCUCCACAUCCCUGCUCUCUGCCCUAACGCUGCCCCCGCCCCUGCCUCCCCCCAAGGGAAUGAGGGAGAUCCUUACGAUCCCCGGGGCUGGGGGCCUGAGAGCUCCCAGGCUAGUGCGGGGAACUUCUUUCCGCAUCUCAGUUGCCAUCCCUACCCCUUGCCCAUCCCCUCCCUUCCCCCAAAGUCAGGACCAACUGAAGGGAAGGCGACAGAGCUGGGAGGGAAGAGUGGGGUGGGCUGAGGCGGGGGAGACACUUCAUCCCAGUCCUUAGGAUUGUCCCAGGGGCACAACAGCAAACCCAAAGCUCCAGACGGAGCAGGACUGGGGCAGCUAAAACUCAGCAGCUCCUUCCAGAGACCCCGGAAGAGGUCAGCAGGGAGGAGAGAGUGCCCCCCAUUCCCCCCCAGCUCCAGGGACCACGGAGGAACCUCUGUUCUUUUAGAGAGCCGGGGCCACAUCUACCCGAGAAGUCUUUCGGCUGAGUGCGCUGAGAAGAGGAGGCAAAAGAGGGAAAACCUUUUCUCAGGCCCCAGGGCAAACUGCACUGAGCACCUGGACUCUCUUCCUUCUUAGAAAUGAGCAACAAGCCAGGAUUUGAAAUGAGACCAGCCCGGGCUCCGGGCUUGCUGCCUGAGAGGUGGAGGCCCCUGAGUUGCUAGACAGACAUCAGAAUUUCCACAGGGUCUGAGUUGGGAGAGCUGGGCCACGGCCUGGAAAGGAUCAGAAGGAAGAGGGCCAGGAUACUUGCUGCCAGGCUGCCUUUGCACAGGCAGCGGAGGCCAUAGGCAGGACUGAGAAAGAAGCAGGGACUGAGAGCUUGCUUCUGCUAUGAUCGGAGAGAUGAACACUGAGGAACCCGACAAGAACUCCUCAACCUUCAUCCCGCUUCUCUUGACCAACACAACCUCUGUCGACCUUGCUCCACCCAGCCCUUUGCCCCCAGGGGGAAUUCCGCAGCCCCUGUCUAUCAUCAUCGCUCUGGCCUGCAUCUUCCUUCUCCUGGCAACUUUCCUGCUUUUUGUCACCCUCUGCAAACCAGCAGCCAUGGACCCCUCCCGUCACAGCCCCCACGAAUGCAUGCCCUACCACCCGGAGACGCCCAGCGAGCCCCAGCUCCGAUUCUGGAAGCGCCUUGGCUCCCUGCGCCAGUCUAUUCACAGCUUCCGCCGUGGCCGACCUGGAUCUCAGCACCCUGGGCCGACCAUCCACCAGCCCCUACCUGAUCGGGAAUGGGGCUUAAUGGAAUCGACCAAAAUGUGACAUGGUAGAGUGAGGGGCUGGGGGUCAGCUUGUCCCUGUCCCAGAUCUAGGGUCUCUCAGAGUGAUGGGAGACAAGUAUGGGUGGGGCCACCUCUCCCAAAGCUGGUCUCCUGGGCAGCCCACCUCUACUUUGAUCCCACCUACUCCCAACUCAACCCUUUGAUCCUUAGAAAACAUAAGAGAAAAGCUGAAGUUCCUUAGACUCUACUGCACCCCCCCCCCCAUAUAGAUCUUGGAUGUGGUCAUUUGCUUCCCACUGAAAGGUCUAUCCAGGGACAAACUGGAGAAUUGUAUCCAGGUUAGCAGGAUGUACCCAGCAAGCAAAGCAAGCAUGUCCCAUGGAGAUCCCUUUGGUGAUCUGGAAAACGCAUUCCAGGUCUCCCGACUUCCUUUCGAAAAACCAUCUCUUGGGCAUUGAAGAUACAACAUUCUGCCCAUCCUUCCCGGCUGCCUCCUUCCUAGCUUCAGGGGAAAGUUGUGAGACAGUCCAAGAUUAUCGUUGGACCCAGAGAGUCUUCCAACCAAAGUCAAAGUCUUUGGAGUCCCAGAGCUAAGGAUUCCUGGGGAAAGUUCUAUUAGACAAGGGGCUCGAGAAGGCCCAGGCAGGGGAUAUGGAUAAGUGAGCACCAGCACAGAUCAACUACUCCUGGGCGGGGAAAGGGGGACUCUUUCCUGUCAGCUCACUUCCACCAUCACAGGAGGGAUAGAGCUCCUAGGCAGCCAACAGUGGUGCCCUCUGGUUCUAUGGGCAUAGAACUUUCCCGACCAAUGGGCACCAGAGGCAGAGAACCACACCAUGUAUAUUAGGAGUCAGGACUUCAGGGAGUAAAGAAGGAUCCUGGCUUCCAACCGGCCCCCUCUCUCCGGCCACCUCCUCCCUGGCCCAGCAAAAGGCAAGGCUGCGGAUGUAAGGAACAGCUCCCUAGAGAGGAGGUAAUUAUGCUGGUAGUGCCGGGCUGUGUCUCGUUGUGCAGCUGGAGCACUAAUCAGUAGGAACCCCUCUUGGUAACUGGGGGCAGCCGUCACUCUGCAGCUGACUGGGACGGCUUGAUUGAGAAGGAAGGAGAAGUUAUCAAGGGAUUUGGAUCUGGCAGUGGGGCUGGUGGGGCCGGGAGGGGACACCUCCAGCUGGAGCCUCCUUCACGUAUAGGUGCGCCCCGAUGAAAGGCAAAGCGGGUUCUCUGUCCCAUCAGUAAAGAGCCUGUUCUCGCGUCUUUAAUCCUGGUGACUCCAGGGUGGAUGGCUGAGGGCUGAUGGAGCGGUCUCCCUGACCGCCACAGGAGACCCUCGGCUGUUGUGGCACCCUUGCUUCCCAUGGCGAUGUUGGAGGACGGCUGGAAGUGGUCGGAUUUAACCCCGCCCCCUCCGCCCCCCCAGGACUCCGGUCUCUCGGCUGAGGACACAUGCUCCGUUUCCAAGUCAGAGAGAAUCAAAGGAAGGAUCCGCCUUCUCCUUCCUGUCUUCUCUCUGAGUGUCUGCAGCAAGCAGACGUUUUUCCCUUCACGAAAGAAAAUGAGACCUGAGACCUUUCUUUCUUCUCUGUUCUUUCUUCUCUGUCCUCACAGAUGAUCCAUCGAGGUUUCGAAUGCACAGGACUGACCAGGCUCUUCUCCCUCCCCCUCCCUUCUCGGAGAUCCAACGAGAUAAUAUGUGUGACGUGCUUAGUACAGUGGCCGCCUGGCCACUUAAUAAAUCCUUGUUCUUUUUCCCUAUUGCC